Molecule: messenger RNA, 213 nt
Organism: Protopolystoma xenopodis
Lineage: Eukaryota; Metazoa; Platyhelminthes; Monogenea; Polystomatidea; Polystomatidae
Source: the annotation of a GenBank genome assembly
AACCACCGUGCGUUUCCGAUCAGUGUCCCCACCUCUGCUAUUUCCCCUCCCUAUGCACCCUCCUUCGGCUUGCCUACUUCCGGGGCUCUGAUGAACUCGCCCAUGCUAAUGCCGGCCACAGCAGUGCUGCCGGGACAUCACACCGAUCCGUCCAGCUACAGCAGCCAUAGUCCUUUGUUCACGUCAUCUUCAGAGCACCAAACGGCAGUCUGA